CUCUCCCCGCGUGUCUCUGUCUGUCUCUCCGCGUGUCCUCUCUCUCCGCGUGUCACCCCUCCCACCCCAACUACCCCUACCACCCCAACUACCCCUCCCACCCCAACUACCCCUCCCACCCCAACUACCCCUCCCACCCCAGCUACCCCACCCACCCCAACU
Molecule: messenger RNA, 162 nt
Organism: Petromyzon marinus (sea lamprey)
Lineage: Eukaryota; Metazoa; Chordata; Hyperoartia; Petromyzontiformes; Petromyzontidae
Source: RefSeq, a predicted model, not a curated record